GUAGAGAUUGUGAAACAGUAGAAUGGCAGGAACAACAAGCAACAUUGCCGCUACUGGAAUAGUUCUUGAAGCACUAACAAAAGACAACUACGAUAACUGGAGCUGUCUGGUGAGAAACUAUCUUAUUGGACAUGAUCUGUGGGAAGUUGUUCUUGGUCCGCUAUCUAGAGACGAAACAGAUAAGAAAUGGAACAAAAAGAAUGCUAAGGCUUUGCAUAUAAUUCAACUAGCAUGUGGAUCGGAGAAUCUCACUCGUAUUAGAGAUCUUCAGUCAGCAAAAGAAGCCUGGAAUAAGUUGGGUGCAUCUUAUAGCUCAGAUUUAAAAGCAGAUCCAGAUACUGAACAAGGUGUGGUAGACGAUAGUCUCCGUCAGUAUAAAUCGCUGCACAGAUAUAUUGAAAGUGGUGAAUGGAAUGAUGCAAAAGCAUUUAUGAACAUGGAUGAUAGGGCAAUAUUUUCCACAUCGUCUAAAGGGAGAACCGUUCUGCAUGUUGCAGUAAUUGCUGGGAGAGAGGAGAUUGUAAAGAAAUUAGUAAAGGACGGAAAACAAGAGUUACUGAAAAUGAAAGACGAUCGUGGUUACACAGCUCUUGCUCUUGUUGCUGAGUUAACUGGAAAUACGAAUAUAGCAGAGUGUAUGAUACCGAAGAAGCUAUCACGGCAUGGAUCAGGAGGACCCGUCCUUGGCCAAGACUUGUUAUCUAUGAAGACCAAUGAUGGUGAAAUUCCUGUUCUUCUUGCUGCUGCUAAGGGGCACAAAGAAAUGACAACCUAUCUUUACCGUAAUACUCGGAUGGAAGAUUUGACUGAUGAAAAUUUCUAUAAUGGAGUUUUGCUUCUUACACGAUGCAUCACUGCAGAAAUAUUUGGUGUGGCUUUGAAUUUACUCCAACGAUUCCAACAAAUGCCUCUUGCUCACAAAUCGAAAUCAGAAUCAGAUAGCGUACAACCAUUAUACGCUUUGGCACGCAUGCCUUCUGUCUUCCCAAGUGGCAGCGGUUAUGGAUUCAUACGGCAAUUUCUUUACAACAUUUUGAGAUUACCAGAAAGAGAAAUGCAUGAGUUAUACAGUAUAAAUGUGAGUCUGCCAAAUCUUGCUAAGGAAGAAAAACAACAUAAAACUUCUUUCACAGGAAGAUUGUGUGGAUGGAUAUUGAGUAUAUCGUCAAUAAAGCUUUUAGGUCGACUACUUAUAUAUGUUCACAUGUCAUUUCAGAAUUCGGUACUAAUAAAACUGUCGGGAAUAAGGGAAAUAUAUAAUCAGAAAAUGACACACCUACUAGUGCUUGAAAUAUUGAACUGCUUGUUCCAAAGAAUUCAAGAUUUUAAGGAAUCAGAACUGGUUGAUGCUUCGGCUUACGACGCAAUGUUGCAAGCAGCUAAGCAUGGAAUUAUUGAGUUCAUAGAUGCAAUGAGGAAGGGUAACCCUGACCUGUUAUGGGCUAUUGAUAAAAAUAAGAGAGGAAUAUUUUCACAUGCAGUUCUUAAUCGUAGAAAAGCUGUUUUCCAACUCAUACGUGAUGGAACUGUAAAUGGACGGAAGGAGAUUGUUAAAUGUCGCGUAGACGUUUUUGGCAAUUCCAUGUUGCAUUUGGCAGGAUAUUUAGGACCUUCCUCUGAUCUUGAUCGUAGAUCUGGUCCUGCUAUGCAGAUGCAAAGAGAAAUUCUAUGGUUUAAGGCAGUGGAAGGAAUUGUGCACCCAAAGUGUAAGGAAGCUAAAAAUUCAGACGAUAAGAAGCCUCGUGAAAUAUUUACAGAAAGCCACAGGGAGAUGGUGAAAGCUGGGGAGAAAUGGGCAAAAGAUACGGCAGGCUCGUUUACACUUGUAGCUACACUCAUAACAACCAUAAUGUUUGCUGCAGCUUUCACUGUCCCUGGUGGAAACAAUCAAGACAGUGGAGUUCCACUCUUUUUACAUGACUACACAUUCAAUAUAUUCAUUAUAGCAGAUGCAAUCUCUCUUUUCACUUCUUCAACUUCGGUUUUACUCUUCAUUGGAAUUCUAACAGCUCGUUAUGCAGAAAAGGAUUUCCUCAAGUCAUUACCGCUAAGGUUACUCUUCGGCCUUAUUGCUCUUUUCUUGUCUGUGGUAUCCAUGAUAGUUGCCUUCUGUGCUUCACUUGCUAUGCUCUUAAAGGGACAUCAUGGAGUUAUAAUAACAGCAGUCUCAUUUGCCAGUGUUCCUGUUAUUGUUCUUGUACCUUCGCAGUUGCGACUCUUCCUUGAGAUUUUCAAGUCCACAGUAUUAUCUAAUUGAGACUGCUAAUUAGUUAAGACCUGCUAAUUUAAUCUCUUUAGUACACGUGCUUUAGAAUCCAAAACCUGUGUGACUGAAUCUUCCACAAUUAUAUUUUAUUUGGUCCCUUAUGU
Molecule: messenger RNA, 2370 nt
Organism: Lathyrus oleraceus (garden pea)
Lineage: Eukaryota; Viridiplantae; Streptophyta; Magnoliopsida; Fabales; Fabaceae
Exons: 8
Coding region: 23-2257 (744 amino acids)
Cellular component (GO): membrane
Molecular function (GO): protein binding
Source: RefSeq, a predicted model, not a curated record